Aspergillus mulundensis is the source of this 3831-nucleotide messenger RNA. RefSeq names its product 5-oxoprolinase. The transcript has 2 exons. Gene Ontology annotation, cellular component: cytosol. The coding region runs from base 1 to 3831 and encodes 1276 amino acids. Gene Ontology annotation, molecular function: 5-oxoprolinase (ATP-hydrolyzing) activity. The record is from RefSeq and is a predicted model, not a curated record. NCBI's taxonomy places the organism in Eukaryota, Fungi, Ascomycota, Eurotiomycetes, Eurotiales, Aspergillaceae. Gene Ontology annotation, biological process: glutathione metabolic process.
AUGGCUGAGAACGGCAAAAUCACAAUAUCCAUUGACCGCGGCGGUACAUUCACCGACGUCCACGCCGUCGUCCCCGGCCGCCCCGAUAUCAUCCUCAAGCUGCUCUCCGUCGACCCCGCACACUACCAAGAUGCGCCAACAGAAGGUGUGCGUCAGAUCCUGGAGCAGGUCACGGGUAAGCCGCAUCCGAGGGGGAAACCACUAGAGCUGGGACCGAUUGAGAGUUUGCGUAUGGGAACAACGGUUGCCACGAAUGCGUUGCUUGAGCGGAAGGGCGCGCGGUCCGCGCUGAUCACCACGAAGGGGUUCCGCGAUCUGUUGAGGAUUGGAGACCAGUCGCGUCCGAAUAUCUUUGAUCUGACGAUGGCGAGGCCUGGUGUUCUGCCUGAGGCCGUUGUGGAGGUUGACGAGCGCAUUGUGCCUAUCCAUCCUGCGUCGGAUAAGGACUGCUUCACCGGUGCCCGGGUCGUCGAGGGCGUCACUGGCGAGAAGUUCCGAGUCGUCAAGGAGUUGGAUGUUGAGAAGGUCCGGCCUGAGCUUGAGAGGCUAAAGAAGGAAGGGUACCAGUCUUUGUCCGUUGCGCUGGUGCAUUCCUAUGUCUAUCCUGAGCACGAACGGCUCAUCGGGGAGAUGGCGGAGGAAAUGGGGUUCUCGGUUACUCUAUCCUCCAAGCUGCAGCCCAUGAUCAAGAUUGUGCCUCGUGGGAUGUCUGCUGCUGCAGAUGCAUAUUUGACGCCGGUGAUCAAGACGUACAUCGACUCCAUCUCGUCCAGCUUCGAGGGAGGCCUUGCUAACCAGCACACUUGUCGAUUCGAGUUCAUGCAGUCUGAUGGCGGUCUGGUUGACUUUCGCAAGUUUAGUGGCCUAAAGGCCAUCCUUUCUGGGCCUGCGGCGGGUGUGGUCGGCUUUGCAGCGACUAGCUGGGAUGCGAAGGAGAAGACCCCUGUGAUCGGGUUCGAUAUGGGAGGAACUUCAACGGAUGUUUCAAGGUUCGACGGCCACCUAGAACACGUUUUCGGUUCCAAACUGGCUGGAGUCCAGAUUCAGUCCCCGCAGCUUGAUAUCAACACUGUGGCUGCGGGAGGUGGUUCCAUUUUGAACUCGCGCAACGGUCUCUUCUAUGUCGGACCAGAGUCUGCUUCAGCUCACCCCGGCCCUGCUUGCUACCGUAAAGGUGGUCCACUGACAGUGACGGACGCCAACCUCUUCCUUGGCCGUUUGCUACCAGAGUUCUUCCCCCACAUUUUUGGAGAGAACGAAGAUCAGCCCCUUGAUCAGGAGAUCACCACGAAGAAAUUCAAUGAGCUGACCGAAACUGUCAACGCCGAGCGAAAGCGAAAGGGGGAAUCCGAGUAUACCCCAGAAGAAGUCGCGCUCGGCUUCUUGAAGGUGGCGGAUGAGUCGAUGGCCCGUCCGAUCAGGAACCUGACUGAAGCUCGAGGCUUCGAAACCGCGGGCCACCACCUCGCGUCAUUUGGUGGUGCGGGUGGUCAACAUGCCUGCCCAGUCGCAGCAUCACUCGGAAUUUCGCGAAUCAUUAUCCACAAGUUUUCUUCCGUGCUCUCAGCGUACGGUCUGGCGUUAGCCGAGGUGGUAAAGGAGUCCCAAGAGCCGCUCUCGACCCAAUACGAAUCGUCCAAGUCAAAGCUCAACGAGAAGCUAAAGGAAAUGACGGACGCCGCAGUCGAAGACAUGAAAGAGCAAGGAUUCUCCCCGGAUCAAGUGCGACAUGAACGGUAUCUGAACCUUCGCUACGACGGGUCCGACACCAGCUUGAUGAUUCUCGAGCCGGAGGAUGACUCUGACUUCCUGGACCAUUUCCGAGAGCGGCAUCGUCGGGAGUUCGGAUUCAACUCGGACAGACCAGUGCUGGUGGACGAUAUCCGUGUCCGUACGAUUGCUGCGUCCAAGGUCCGGGAUGAGAAGAGUCCACUGGUCCAGCUGCGGGAAGCUGAGAUGCGCGAUAUCUCUACUGAUCCAGACCUUAUUACCAAGACGUUCUUCGAUGGCCAGAAGGAGAGGCUUGAUACGCCGGUAUACAAACUUGAUAACAUCGAGAAGAACUCUCGUAUUCACGGGCCCGCUAUCAUCAUCGACAACACGCAGACGAUUGUCGUUGUUCCUGACGCCGUGGCCAGUGUCCUGGAGACAUGCAUUGUUAUCGAUCUGAAGGAAACGAAGUCGACUGAGGAGAAACCAUCCUCCGGAAUUGACACCAUCAAGCUCAGUAUCUUCGGCCACCGAUUCAUGUCAAUCGCUGAGCAAAUGGGUCGAACUCUGCAAAAGACAUCUGUCUCGACCAACAUUAAGGAACGGCUUGACUUUUCUUGCGCUCUCUUCUCGCCUGACGGUGGGUUGGUGGCUAAUGCGCCCCAUGUUCCGGUUCACCUUGGGUCGAUGCAGUUCGCCGUCCGGUACCAGCACAAGAAGUGGGAAGGUAAUUUGAAGGACGGCGAUGUGUUGGUUGCCAACCAUCCCAGCUGCGGUGGGACCCAUUUGCCGGAUAUUACUGUCAUUACACCCGUCUUCGACAAGCCCGGUGGCAGCGAGAUCAUGUUCUACGUAGCCAGCCGCGGCCACCACGCGGACAUCGGCGGUAUCCUUCCCGGAUCUAUGCCACCCAAGUCAACCGAACUCUGGCAGGAGGGCGCCGCCAUCGAAGGAGAGAAGAUCGUCAGCAACGGAAAGUUCGACGAAGAACGAAUUACUGAACUCCUUGUCAAGAAACCUGCACAGUAUCCUGGAUGCUCCGGUGCGCGAUGCCUCACCGACAACAUCUCCGACCUCAAAGCGCAAAUCGCCGCCAACACCCGCGGUAUCUCUCUUAUCCAAGCCCUCUUCGCCGAGUAUGGCGUCGAGACAGUCCAGAAGUACAUGUACGCGAUUCAAGAAACGGCCGAGACAGCGGUCCGCAACCUACUGAAGGACCUGCACCACCGCUUCGAAGGCAAGCCCCUAGAAGCAAUCGACUACAUGGACGACGGAACCCCCAUCAAGCUCAAGGUAACGAUCAACGGCGACGACGGAUCAGCCGUAUUCGACUUUGAAGGCACAGGCCCCCAAGUAUACGGCGCCUGGAACGCCCCAAUUGCAAUAACACACUCCGCAAUCAUAUACUGUCUCCGCUGCAUGAUCAACGCCGACAUGCCCCUGAACCAAGGCUGCCUGGCUCCCAUCGACAUCAAAGUCCCACCAUCCUGCCUGCUCUCACCAACCAAGAACGCCGCCGUCGUCGGCGGCAACGUCGUGACCUCGCAGCGCGUGACGGACGUCGUGUUCAAGGCCUUCCGCGCCUGCGCCGCCUCCCAGGGAGACUGCAACAACCUAACCUUCGGCACCAACGCCAAGAAGGACCCCGAGAGCGGCAAGGAGAUCCCCGGCUUCGGAUACUACGAGACUAUUGCGGGCGGGAGCGGCGCGGGACCAACAUGGGACGGCGAGUCCGGGAUUCAUGUGCAUAUGACCAAUACCCGGAUUACGGACCCUGAGAUCCUGGAGAAGCGCUAUCCGACUCUCCUGCGGCAGUUUACGCUCCGCUCGGGGUCGGGCGGGAAGGGACAGCAUCCUGGUGGUGAGGGGGUGAUUCGGGAGAUUGAGUUUCUGACACCGAUGGAUUGCUCGAUUUUGUCUGAACGGCGGGUGCAUCGGCCGUAUGGCUUGGAAGGGGGUGGGGAUGCGGAACCUGGUAUGAACCUUUGGGUCACGAAGGACAAGGACACCGGGGAGGAUCAUACGGUCAAUAUCGGUGGGAAGAACACGAUUCAUGUCGAGACGCAUGACCGCAUUGUUAUUAUUACGCCUGGUGGGGGUGGGUGGGGGAAGGAGGAGUAG